GCGGUUUACAUGGAGUUUCAUAUCAUACAAUGAUAAUUUCUUCUAUAUAGUAUAAUGGCGUUCAUAUCAACUAGAAGAUAUCUGCAUUAUGUACAAGAGGCAUUAGAAAAUGGUGCAUUGUUAGAGAUACCAUGUUUAUAUACUCAUAACGACUUGAAAUCUCUUGUAACAUUUUCCAAACUGGAAUUGAGGAAUAUAGGCUUACUUGAUGGCUCGCAAUCUAGUAAAUGGAUGUCAAGCAAACGUUAUACAAAUGAUUUUGAGUUUGAAGUUGAAGGUAUUUUAGACUAUGUUAGUGUAAAAAAUGUUCAAUUCUAUUAUAUUAAAUGGAAAAAUUGGGAUGAUACCUAUAAUACUUGGGAACCAGCUAAAAAUCUCCUAAAAUGCAAACAUUUAAUCAAUAAAUUUAAUUAUACACGAACUCAUAAUUCUUCAUCUCCAUAUGAAAAAAUCUUAUUUUUUUUUAAUAAAAAUAAAAUAGAUAGAUUUAAAAAUAUUAUGAUAAAUCCAAGGACACACCAAAUAUACUCAUAUAAUGAUGUCAAAAUAUUAUUAAAUCUGCCAUCAAAUUAUCCUACUCAACUUGAUAAAUUACACAAAUUUGUUAAAUUUCAAAAUGCUCUAAAAGAAUGGGAAAUUUACAUAAAUAAUAUUAUAGGUUAUAAUCAAAUAAUAGUUGAAAAUAAUAUUGAUAACUCUUAUCCUCCAAAAAAUUUUACUUUUAUAAAUGAUUAUAUUCCUGGGGAAAAUGUAUUUAUAUCAGAUGAUCCUCCAAUUGGAUGUACAUGUCAAAACAAUUGUCAACCCAUAUUAGAAAUUGACAAUAAACCAUGUGUAAGAAGUUUUCCACAAAAGUUAUCUGGUUGGAAAAGAAAUAAAGUGUGUUGCAGUUCUAUGUCAGGAUAUAAUUUUCCAUAUAAUAAACAUGGGAGAAUCAUAUUAAAAGCAGGAAUUCCCAUAUAUGAAUGCAAUAAAUUAUGUAAAUGUGAUCCUCAUUUAUGUCGAUUCAGGGUUGUACAAAAAGGAAAUUCGAAAUUUAAAUUUUCUAUUUUUAAGACUGAUGAUAAUCGAGGAUGGGGUGUCAAAACAUUACAAAGAAUAUAUAAAAACACAUUUGUUAUGGAAUAUAUUGGAGAAAUAAUCACUAAUGAAGAGGCAGAAAAAAGAGGACAAAUUUAUGAUUCAAAUGGCAUAACCUAUCUUUUUGAUUUAGAUUUCUGUGAUCAAGAUAAUGCUUUUACAGUUGAUGCUGGUUAUUAUGGAAAUAUAUCACAUUUCGUUAAUCAUUCAUGUGACCCAAAUUUGGUCGUAUAUGCAGUAUAUAUUAACAAUUUGGAUAUAAGAUUACCGAGAAUUGCUCUAUUCGCCCGCAAAGAUAUACUUAAAGGGGAAGAAUUGACAUUUGAUUAUCUUAAUUCAGCCAACAAUAAUUUUCAAUCUGAAAAAGGCUUUAUUACUAAAUCUCCUUCAAAUAGAAUUAAUAAAGCGAUGGCUAAACAUCAUUACUACUUUAUGGACCUCAAUUACGCUAAUAUUUCAUUAAAUCGUUAUGUUUCUCCUGCCCAUAAUCUAGACCUUCUAACUCCACCUUCCUCACUCGUAUCCAAAGAUUCAAUGUCAAACGAAAAUAGUGAAUCAUUGAUAUUGGAAGACAUUAAACCAGACAUUGAGUUGCUGAAAGCCGAAGUGGCCAAUAAAAUGAUUAACUUGGAAGACACUCCUCCAGAUACGGUCAUAGAAAAGGAGGCAUUUACAGACCAUUCUUUGAAUAACUCAUUAAUUCUAUACCCCAAUGAUAUUUUAUUAAACGCACCAAUUUCUAAUGCCUUGAAACGACCUUCUCCUUCCGACUUCAUUCCUAAUGGUAACUCCAAUAAACGUUCAUAUGAUAACAAAAAUAUUAUCUACGAGAAAUUGAAUCAAUUCCCCGAACAAAAAAAUUCAAAGUCACGACCAAAUAGGUCUAUAAAAGCACCUCGUUGCAACGAAUCAUACAAAAAAGCGGCAUCUCUUAGAAUAGCAUGCAAAUGCAAGUCUAUAAAUUGUAGAAAAUACAUUUUUUAACAAGUAUCAAGAUUUAUUUAAGGAAAUAUAUUAUACGUCUUAUAAAAAUCUUUAAAACCAAUUUAGAAAAAAAAAGUUUUUUACUUACAAUAUAUUGUGUUUUUCUGAAUUAUUAUCAUAAUAUUAAGGCUUUCACAAAUCUACUAAAUUUGUAUAAAAAAAUCAAUGCACCAAAGUUAUUUAAAUCUUAUCAGAAAUUUUUUUUUUCCGUAUCCUUAUAUCUCAUUAGGAAUCCCAGAAGUAAAUAAAAUAGUUAUAGAUUAUUUAAUUUUUUCCCGCUAAUCAUGAAACGAACUACUAAUUGUAUGUAUAUUUUUGAGCAAAAUUAUUCAUUUUUUAAAAAUUAUUUAUAUAAAUUUUUA
This is a messenger RNA of Gordionus sp. m RMFG-2023, 2426 nucleotides long. Its product is annotated as histone-lysine N-methyltransferase SUV39H2-like. Gene Ontology annotation, molecular function: histone H3K9 methyltransferase activity; protein binding; zinc ion binding. The record is from RefSeq and is a predicted model, not a curated record. Gene Ontology annotation, cellular component: nucleus. The transcript has 6 exons. Bases 55 to 2064 code for a protein of 669 amino acids. NCBI's taxonomy places the organism in Eukaryota, Metazoa, Nematomorpha, Gordioida, Chordodea, Parachordodidae.